Boleophthalmus pectinirostris (great blue-spotted mudskipper) is the source of this 1961-nucleotide messenger RNA. RefSeq lists its product as uncharacterized. Bases 256 to 1842 code for a protein of 528 amino acids. NCBI's taxonomy places the organism in Eukaryota, Metazoa, Chordata, Actinopteri, Gobiiformes, Gobiidae. The transcript has 4 exons. The record is from RefSeq and is a predicted model, not a curated record. Gene Ontology annotation, molecular function: GTP binding.
UAAAAGAAGCCCUGCCCUUUCAAAAACAGUCACUUCUGGAUCUUCACGCAGGCAGCCUGUGUAAAUCAUCUGACCAGACACAUCACAGCAACAUCACGUUACCACUCUGAGGAAGACCACAGUGAGCAGCUGAAACUAUCAGGUUUUUGCUGGAGGGUCUCAUCAGAAGGAUUCACUUUUGAUUAUUUAAGGGUGUUAAGGUAUCAGUCCUCAUCCAACUCUAUUGCACGACUGGACAUUAUAAUACACAGCACAAUGAAAGCAAGAACCAAAUCUGUGCAGUGUUGUACUUCUUUGUUUAAUAGGAAAUCAAAUAAAAUGGAAAAUAUGGAACCAGAACAAAAAACAGAAGACAACAGCCAAUCAGAUGAAAACUCAAAUAUUAAAAGUCCCUCAAAAGAAAACCUAGGUGUUAAUAAGGAAUCAGAAGAAAGCCUAACUAAAGAAGCCCUAACUAAAGAAGGCCUAACUAAAGAAGAAGAAGCCGAAAUCGAUGACAGCCUAACUGAAGAAAGCCUAACUAAAGAAGCCCUAACUGAAGAUGGUCAAACUGAAGAAAGCCAAACUGGUAAAGGUCAAUUAGAAGGAAGUUCACCUCUUAAAAAACAAUCAGAGGCCCUAAAACGUCUCCCUGAUGCAGUUAGAGCCAAAAGCACUUGUCUAGAAUCCAACACAUGGCAAGUUCCUGUUUAUCAAGUUCCUCUGGAAGAAGAACAGAUAAAUGUCGAUGGCUGCAGAUGGUUCAGAUUUGGAAAAGAUGACAUGAAAACAAAUCGUACCAUAAUGGUCAUGGGAGCAACAGGAGCUGGAAAGUCCACUCUGAUCGAUGGCAUGAUCAACUACAUUUUAGGAGUUCGAUGGGAGGAUGAGUACCGCUUUAAACUAGUCAAAGAAGUUCAGAAGGAAACUCAAGCUGUAAGUCAGACAUCUGAGGUCACAGUCUACAAACUCAACUACCGAGAUGGCUUCCAGAUAAACUACUCACUCACUAUCAUAGACACGCCUGGAUUUGGAGACACCAGAGGGAUAGAGAGAGACAGACAGAUCACAGAGCAGAUCCGUAACCUUUUCACAUCUGAAUCUGGAGUUUUUGAAAUAGAUGCAGUGUGCUUUGUAGUCCAGGCCGCUCUGGCGAGACUCACCCCCUCACAGAGAUACGUGUUUGACUCUGUGCUGUCAAUCUUUGGCAAAGACAUCGCAGAAAACAUCAGAGUUCUGGUGACGUUUGCAGAUGGACAGCGCCCCCCAGUUCUAGAGGCCAUCAAAGCAUCUGGGGUCCCAUGUCCCCUUGAAAAGGGAAAUCCAGUUCACUUCAAAUUCAACAACUCUGCUCUGUUCGCCAGUAAUAACUCUCCUACAAAAGAAGAGGAUGAAGAUGAGGAGGAGGAAGGAUUUGACCACAUGUUUUGGGACAUGGGCAACAAAAGCAUGAAGAGAUUUUUUGUUGCUUUGAGUAAAAUAGAAACUAAAAGUCUGACAAUGACCAAAGAGGUGCUGACAGAGCGAAAACAGCUGGAGAACCUGGUGGAGAAUCUUCAGAAGCAGGUCCGAGUUGGUCUCUCUAAACUUGAGGAGAUAAAACAGACUUCCCAAAUAGUGGAAACGCACCAGGCCGAGAUCAGCCGGAAUAAAAACUUUGAAUAUACCGUCACUGUCACUGAGCCCGUCCAGAUUGAUAUUUCUGGAACAGGCAUCUUCAUCACCAACUGUCAGCAGUGUCAUUACACAUGCCAUGAUAAUUGUGCAUAUGCAAAUGAUGCAGAUAAAAUAAAAUGUUGUGCAAUGAGAAGAUGGAAAGUGCACUGUAUGUCCAAACAAAUGCAUCUGGAAUGUGCAUUUUAAUCAGAAAUACAAAUGGGAAUACAAACAAGUAACAAAGAAGGAAACUAUUAAGGAACUGAAGGAGAAGUAUGACAUAGCUAAAGAUGCAAAAAAUACUGUUGAGGCUUUGCUGGACAAAC